Molecule: messenger RNA, 7246 nt
Organism: Contarinia nasturtii (swede midge)
Lineage: Eukaryota; Metazoa; Arthropoda; Insecta; Diptera; Cecidomyiidae
Gene: disco-r
Exons: 3
Coding region: 2092-5373 (1093 amino acids)
Biological process (GO): regulation of DNA-templated transcription
Cellular component (GO): nucleus
Source: RefSeq, a predicted model, not a curated record
UCAAAACAUACAGAAGAUAAAACGAUAAGCCGUGCGUUAGCGAACACGAGCGAGUCGAAUUUUCAAAGCGAAUAUUUCGUCAGUUUUGUUUUGUCGAAAGGAGAGAAAAAAAAAAUUUGCGCAAGGUCACAAUUUAGAUUGUUAAUUAUUUUUGUUGGUAGAAACUUUGAAAUUUCGAACAUUUGUGUGUUAUCGAUUUUCAAAUGCACUAACAACGAACGCGAAAGCGCAUAAUUUGUGGAGAAGACAACGGUUUUGAUCGUAAAAAUAUUCGCACGGACAAUAAAUUUUGUGAACUUUUUUUUUAAUUAAAUUGAAAUAAAGUACAUAUUUUAUCUGGAUCAGCGCGCAUCACAUAAGCUCCAGCUGUUAAAUGGAUGAUAUUAAAUAAUUGCAAAAGGAGAAAAAAAAAUAAGGAGAAUAAGAAAAAGUCAAGAAAAAAAAGAAGUAUUAAGAACGAACGCAUUUUGCGAAUAAUAACAAUAAUAAUAAGACUAAACACACGCUGAUAUCGCUCGAGCGCAUAUAAUCCAUCGGAAUAUGAUCCGUACAUAAACGACACCUGACUUUGGCCACUUCACCCGUCACGCACACCGUCAACAGUGAGUCGUCUUAGCACUUUGGAAACCGAAACACACAGGAGAAAAAUUUACAAGAGACUUUCAAACACAAAUAAAAUAACAUAAAAAGCAGAGCAAAAAAAGAAACAAUACAGCAAGAAGCAUUUUUAAUCGGUUUCGGUGUUAUUUGCUCUUUUCGCUCCACGUCGGCCAAGUGCGACUAGAAGAGUUUGAAUAAAAUCGGUCAUUUUGUGUGCAUAUGUAUCGUUUUGUUGUGCGGUGCCACUGCUAAUCUUACACAUAUAUGUAUUCAAGUUGGUUGGCUUUCGAGUGAUAGAGAGACAGAGCAAGAGAACUUCGAAGUACAUGAACGACUACAUACAGACGUGACCGCGUACGAAGCGAAACAAACGACACAUAUAACAAACAUAAAGCGACAACAACAGCAGAAGCAUCGAAAAGAAGAAAAAAAAAUCAACAACAGAAUAACAAUUUUUCUGCUCGUUUUCUGUCUCUGUCGGCUCGAUUGGUCGCAACUCACUCGCUCCGUCUCUUGUUCGGUUGGCUCAUUUUCCUGUGUGUGAAUAAAUACAUGGAUAUUUUUGCGUCACAUCGUCGUUGUUCUGUGUAUUCGUUUAUUGUCGCUGUCGUUGAAGCCGUCAUCAUAGCGCUUUGACUGUUUGGUUAACUUGUUCUGUUUAACUUUAGCGCUAGUAUUGAUAAAUACGUUCAUGAGGACACCGCGCGCAAUUUUUUUUCGCCGUUCGUCGCUUUUUUUCCUCUCACACAUCGGACAUUUUUCCGUCUUCAGUGCGAAAAACUGCGAUUCCCAUUGACUACAGGCAUCAAAUAAAACCGUUUUUUUUUUUCGUAGUCAUAGACAAUUUGUUGAACUUUGAAAUUUGUUUUCUUUUUCUUGACAAAACAGUUUUCUGAUAUCGUGAUAGAAAAGCAUUGGACAAUUGCAAAUCAAAACAAUACAAUUUAUGUAGAAAAAGAAAUCAUAGAGAAAAAAACACUUUUUUUGGAAAAAAUAAAGUGCAAGAAACAAAAAUGUACAAAUUAAAGUGAUUACUUGAUUCAAGUGAAACUUUACUUAAGAGUGAGAUUGAAAAGUGUGUACCACCAAUAAAACACCAUGAAAAUAUUGUGGCGAAAAUCGUGAAAUAUAUCAACGAACCAAAAAUUCACAAAUUCGAUUAACACACAAAAAAUCACAAAAUUUUAUCGACUUUAUAUACAUUUUCGCAUAUCCGGAUAUAAUUUCGAAAUAAAAAAUUAUUCAGCAGCUACAGUGAAUGCCAAUCCAUUUUCUUCAAAUCCUAGAAAUCAGUUCACACAAUUUAAAUUCUAGGAGACAAUAGAAAAUUCCCUCCCAACAAAUCACAACCAUUUUUAAUGGAUAUUUUGCAGACGAAGUGUAUCAUUGAAUCGGUUUGAAUGUGUGUCAGUUGUGAAGUACAAUGCAAGUGAAGCGUCAAUGUUGUACCACCCCUCUGAAUUUGUAUUGAAGAAAAAUCAUCGAAAAUAAAUGAGUGGCCGACAUCUAGACGCAUUGUCAGCGGAACAAUUCCAAAGGGCAAAUCAAUCAAUAUCAAAUCUUCUAUCAUUACAAAAACAAAUGGUUAUGUCACCAAGUCGACGGUCGUCACCACCGCAACUAGCAUCACAUCCGAUGAAUAUGCAUUUGAGCUCAUUUGCCCAUUCGCAAUUACAGUUGACGAAUCAAAUGCACCAAAAAUUAGCAGCCGGUUUGCCGCCAAACCAUUUGAAUCAAUUCUUUAAAAAUUCAACGUCAUCAUCGAAUGGCAACAAUAGGGGAUCGAAUGAAAGCACAAAUAAUAGUCGACAUUCGCCAAACGCAAUGGCAUCAUUAGUUAGUUCAUCGAGCCCAUUGAAUCACUUACAAAAUAUGCAACCGUUCGAUUUCCGUUGUCUUGGCGCCGGUCUAUCGGGCUUUCCACCGCCAUCAAUGGGCAAUGCAUCCGGACGACUUAGCCCCGAUAUGGAACGAAUCGAACGUCAUCAUUUACAACAAGUGGCUGCAGCCCAAGCGGCGGCCCGACGGAAAUUAAAUGAAUCGGCCGGUAGUGCAAAUGACAAAGCAGCCCUGCAAAAUCAUGCAGCCGGUCUUAUGAAUAUGGCAAUGGCCGGUCAUCAUUUACCAUUUCCAAUGCCACCACAACCAAAUGCUCUGAAUCCAUUAGCCGCCAGUUUGAUGGCAUCACAAUUUUCAAGCUUGAUGAAUAGUUCGGCGGCAGUUAAUUUGGCCAAAUCAAAAAGUCUUUUGGAACAUCAACACCAAGAAGCACGAAAAGAAUCGAAAAAUGAACAACGCGAUCGAAUACGACACGAUGACUUGAAGCAAAAUUCGAGUGCGUUGAAUUUAAGCCGUGACUCAGGUAAUCGAAGUCCAAAAUCGAUGACAACACAACAUAAUUCACGACAACGUACACCAAUGGGCAUGAGUCAGUCACCAUCGAACCUUGCACAGUUACGAAAAUCACAUUCGCCGGCCAAACGUCAAUGGGGCUCGAUGCCAGUAAAUUUAGGCACACAAUUCAUAAAUCCAGCCACUGGAAAGAAACGUGUUCAAUGCAACGUUUGUUUGAAAACGUUUUGUGAUAAAGGUGCUCUGAAAAUUCACUUUUCGGCCGUGCAUUUGAGAGAAAUGCACAAGUGUACAGUUGAAGGAUGUUCGAUGAUGUUCAGUUCGCGACGGUCACGGAAUCGUCACAGCGCCAAUCCAAAUCCCAAAUUACAUUCACCACAUUUACGACGGAAAAUAUCACCGCACGACGGUAGAAGCGCUCAACCACAUCCAAUGCUGUUGCAAUCACAAGGCUUAUUAACACCUGGUAUGCAUCCAUUUAAUCCGUUCCCAUUGCUAACGCCACCGCCAGAUGUAAGACAUCCCUCGUUAGCCGGAAUGGAUUAUAAAUCAAAUCAAAAGUAUAGUGAAGAUCAUUUGAAAAAUUCAAUGUCGGAAAGUAGCAGCGUACACGACGAUCUCGAUGACGAUGAUGACGAAGAGGGUAUCGUGGUCGUUGGAGAAGAUGAAGAUCCGGAUGAUAUGAACAAAACACACGAUUAUGACAAUGAUUCAGUUGAAAACCAUGGCGAUGGCGCAUAUGAUGAACCGACUGAUUUUAGUGUAUCGAAACGGAAGAAGAUCCCAAGCCCAUCUGAAGGUGAGAACAGUGGUUUUGAAAGCAACGACGAUUCACUCAGUAUGGCUGAUUCACACAGUAACAAAGACGAUUCAAAUAUUUCGCAUACAAAAAAUAAGCGCAAACGAAAGAGUCAAAAUCCAAUACGAUUUGCUGUGCCAAUCACAAGUCACAUCGAUAGUAUGUCCGAUGAAAAUGAUUCAAAUGACAUAAACUACGUUCGAAAAUCAGUGGCACAAGAUGAGCCCAAGGCGCUGGUGAAACGACUACGUUCUAAUGGAAGCGAUGCUGAAAGCUCGGACGAAACAAAAAAACUCACCGACAAUGGAGUCGAUGACAAAGAGUCACGUUCACCAAGCAUAACUCCACCACCGAUUCGUGAAAACCACAAGAGUGAGAGUAAAAAAGAAAUCGAAGAAAAUGGCCAAAUCAAAGCAGAUGAAAACAAUGAAACGAAAGACGACGCCGAACCACAAAAUUUAACAUUGGAUUUGUCAAAUAAACAAAAGCACAUCGACAGCGAAGAUGAGACUCCAUUAAUCAAUGAAAAUAACAAUAAAAUCGACAAAAUUAAGAAGGAAUUAACGCGGCCGCCAAGUGCAUUACUUUCACCAAAGAAUGACAGUGAAAUCGAUCACAAACACAACGACGAAUUAAAUUCGGAUAAAAAACCCGAAGUAAAAAAGUCUGAACGCCAUCAUUCGAUAUUGAAACAGUACGAUUCAUUGUUUAAAAAUCAAAAUCCAUAUGCAAAAGGUGGUCCGGCCAAUCCAAUGAAUCUAUUCAAUUCAUCGAUGAAUUUCAUGUUAAAUUCGGCCCCAUUGAGUCCGGCCCGUUCACCAUCGUAUUCGCCAGAAGAGCGACGUUCACGUCAUGUAUACGAUUCGGAUGAGAAUGUCGAAGAGUUUGAGAACGAUUUAAGUGACAUUGAAAUGCCAAUUGACAAAGAAAAUCCGCGUAAAUGUGCGGAAUGCGGUGAAGUCUUCCCAAAUCAUUUCAAUUUAAAAGCACAUUAUCAACAAGUGCAUUUGAAAUUGCUACACAAAUGCGAUAUUGAUGGAUGCAAUGCAGCUUUCCCAUCGAAACGAAGUCGUGAUAGACACAGUUCAAAUUUGAAUUUACAUCGUAAACUUUUGUCGACAUCAUCGUCAACAUCAUCGAAAAAUCACAACGAAGAUAACCAUAACCAAAGCACUGCCGCUUCAAUGGCAAAUUCAGCAGCGACACGAUUGCAAACCGAAUUUUUGGCACGAUUGUAUGCCGAUUCGCAUCGAUUACCAUUCAAUUUGGAAGCAUUGAAAAAUAACUUUCCCGACAUGCAUCCAUUUGCGGCAGCUGCAACAAACACUUUUCUAAAUGGUGAUUCACGAUUUCCAGCCGCUGCAGCCGCAGCUGCUGCUGCUGGACAUCAAGCACCGAAUCCAUUUCUAUUUCCACCGCUGAGUGGUUUGGCUGGAUUUCCAAAUUUUUCAUCGUUUGCACCACAUCUUCUACCUCAUCCACUAAACGGUCUCUCAUCUCUGUCACAGCGUCGACAAUCGUCUGAUUCGAAUUCACCAUUGGCUUGUUCAUCGCCACGCGAACAAGAGCGACGCACACCAAUCGACGAAAAAUCACGCAACAUCGAUGCCCGUUUCUCGUGACCUCCAUUCGAUCAACACCCGUACAUGAGGUAUUCUCGAUGGUAAAUAAAAUUUCGAAAUUCUUGAAUGAGAAAAUUUAGUUGAGAAAAUAAACAGAACACGGAGACAAUGAGAGGCAAAAAGAGUUUAAAUUCUGAUGGAAAAAAGUGCAAUAAAACAAUUAACAAAUUUAAAAUAUAUAAAUAUCAUCAAUAUCGAAUGCAUCACUGUUCAAGUCAAAAUAUCACAUCAUGAAUAACUUUUAAGCACAUUUUGAACAAAUGCACUGAACCUUUGCUAAUUAAAGUACUUCUUCAAAUUUACAAAUUUCUUCUCGAUUUAAACAACAAAAAAAGAGUUAAAACUUAAAUCUUAUAUACACGUACCGAAUGCGAUCAUUAUUAAUUUUAGACUGGAUGAUUGAAAGGUGAAAGCUAUGAAAUGUGUCGUUUUGCAAACGCAUUGCAAUCAUGAACAAAACAAAAUCGAACGAAAAGAAAACAAACAAAUUUAAAACUUCUUAACUAUUAUUUCAAUGAAUGUAUAUUUACAUUAGAUUAUAGAAAAAAAUAUAAACACAUUUCUCUGCAAAGCGCGACCGAACGAAGAAAGAUUAUCAAAGUAGAAAAAAAACAACCUUUAGAAACGAAACGAUAUUAAAGUAUGAAUGUUUAACACAGAAAUAUGAUUAUUUGACGUUUAUGCAUUCGAAAUGGAAUUUACCGUGACGGUAUUAGCAAUCUUUGAGAUACUUACACAUCGUAAUAUAAAUAAUAUUAAAUUUAGCCUUUGAAUUUAAGUACAACUGUACACAAAUUAAGUGAAUAAUAUAUUGAAUGUAAUGUUAAUGGUUGAAACGAAAAGCUAGGCCAAGUGUCGAAUCAAAUAUCGAUUUGAGAGAUUUUCUGCGGACUCUUUUUUCGCAAGAUUUCUCGAAUCAACAUUUGAAUUGAUGAACCAACAACAAAUACAAUAUGACAUCACCACUUCAGUAUUUUGUUAUUUUAAGCUCUGACAGAAAUAACGAAAACAAGUAUGUAUAAAAUCAAUCUAUGGGAAAGCUUCAAUAUACAUAUAACGAACAUACACAAAUGUAUCACAAAGAGAAUCAAGUGAUAAGUAAAUGUAUAAGUAUAAUUAAAUUUGAAAAAAAUGAAAAACAUCCAUGGUAAUUAUCUUCUCUAUAUUCAAUCAUAUAAUCAAUAAUAACGUAUACGAAAUGGAUGUUAUGGUCCAAAUUCAAAAUUUCACCAACACACAAACACAUACACAUACCAUUUUUGAGAUCAUUCUCGACUUUAGUCCAAAUUCAUAAUUCCGGGCAGAGAGAAAUGCUGACUUUGACAAUUAAACAUAGAAACAUUUAUUCAGCAAAUGAUUAGAUUUACUUUUAAAAUAGAUAAACAAUGAUGUACUUAGCACAAUUACAAAAUAGCAAUACAUAACCAUAACCGAAAAUCUGAAAAUGCUUACUGAACGACUUUUUGCACGUCUGCAAAAAGAAACAAAUCCAAUUUCAUUUUUGCUCAACAUUUCCUUGGCUAAAUAAUAAUUGAAUAAGAAGCUUUCAAUUUUGCAUCGAAAUUUAUCGAUUUACUUUUAAAUGGAUACCGAAAGGGACAUAAAGGAACAAACAGAAAUAACCAUCGACAGUAUAUAAUGACGAGUUUUUGUUUUGUUUGUUUGUGUAAUAGUUAAGCAGAAUAGAUGGUUUACGAAUUAGAGUUUAUUUAAAAUAAAUUAAAUUAAAUGAAAACAUAAAAAAAAACAAUUUUCAUCAAUCAGUUAUUAUCGUUAAAAUACAUUUAAAUGCUACUUUUAUCGUCUAUCUUUAUAUAAAAAACAAAUUUAGUGAAAAUAAACGGUAUCUAAUUACUGCAUCCAAUUUACAAGU